AGGAGCAGAAGUUGAAGCUGGUCGCCAGCCUCGCAGAGGAUGCGGAGGCGCUGACCGGUGAGGUCGCGGCGGAGGCCAAAAUUCUGGUGGCUGGCGUGGGGGAGGCGUCAGCGGCUGAGACCACGCUGCUGGUGCUCGACCCUGCGCUGGGCUGCUGCAGAACCUGGCGGGACUUCGUGCGGCUGUCCUGGCAGCUCCAAGACAGGGCCAUCCGAGCUCAAGGCUUUGAAGAGCUGCUUCAAAUUGUCCUCUUCCACCCGGAGGCCGUGCACAGCGCCUACUGCGACGGCCCGGAGGACGCGGCGGAUUUCUCCAUCCGCGCGCCCUUCCCUGUGGUGCACUUGCUGCGAGAGAUGGACGUCAUGAAGGCGGUCGCCUCCUACCCAGCGGCAGAAGAAAUCCCGGCGCGGAACAAGGCCAAGCUGCGGAAACAGGGCCUGAGCCUCUGCCAAGCACGCCUGGACGCUUGCAUUGAGUGA
Molecule: messenger RNA, 479 nt
Organism: Effrenium voratum
Lineage: Eukaryota; Dinophyceae; Suessiales; Symbiodiniaceae
Source: the annotation of a GenBank genome assembly